ACAUCAACCAAAACACAUUAUGUUGACCUGCAUAUAUGCUGCCUGUAAAAUAGAAGAAAAUCAUGUGUCAGCUGAGGAGCUUGGUAAGGGGAUAUCACAGGAUCAUCAAAUGAUUCUCAAUAAUGAGAUGAUAGUUUAUCAGAGUUUGGAAUUUGAUCUUAUUGUGUAUGCACCAUAUCGCUCAGUUGAAGGUUUUAUAAAUGAUAUGGAGGAAUUCUUUAAUGCUGGUGAUAACCAGCUUGAAAUGCUCAAGACUUUGCAAGAGACAGCAAGAUUUGAAGUUGAUAAAAUGAUGCUUACAGAUGCACCACUUUUAUUUCCUCCUGGGCAGUUGGCCUUGGCUGCUUUACGCAACUCAAAUGCACUCCACAGAGUCAUUGACUUUGAUAGUUAUCUUAGGGGUAUUUUUUCCCGUGAGAAUUCCAUGCAUACAAUGUCCGAGCUUUCUGAAUCACUGGAUGCAAUUGAUUCUUGGGUUAGAAAAUACAAAAGUCCUUCUGAGAAGGAAUUGAAGCAUAUCAACCGAAAACUAAAGUCUUGUUGGGGUCAUCACUCUCAUGACGAGGGCAAGAAGCGGGAGAAGAAAUCAAAGCACAAGUCCAAAAAGAGCUCAAAUGAAGCUCAAAAUAUGCCAUCUAUUGCCUAGCUCAUUUCAUAUGGAUGGCAAUUUUUUUUUGUUUCUAUUUGGAUACAAAAAAUGACUCGGUCAGUGGCCAAAGGAAAAGGAAUCUUUUGAAAACUCCUUCCGCUGGCUUACUAGUGAGUCUGAUUUUGUUGCUUCACUUAUGUCUUCUUUGUUCCCCAAUGAACUUAUUGCCUGAAAAUGCUUCGAUUAAAAAUUCCAUGCUCGUGGUGUUUUUAUUUUGCUUAUUUUGCCCUUGCCACAUUUCACUUCUACAAAUAUUUCUGUUUAAACUA
Molecule: messenger RNA, 918 nt
Organism: Glycine soja
Lineage: Eukaryota; Viridiplantae; Streptophyta; Magnoliopsida; Fabales; Fabaceae
Product: cyclin-H1-1-like
Exons: 9
Coding region: 20-646 (208 amino acids)
Biological process (GO): regulation of cyclin-dependent protein serine/threonine kinase activity; regulation of transcription by RNA polymerase II
Cellular component (GO): nucleus; transcription factor TFIIK complex
Molecular function (GO): cyclin-dependent protein serine/threonine kinase regulator activity
Source: RefSeq, a predicted model, not a curated record